AAUACAAGUUCGUUUGCAGAGUGUGUGUGUGUGUGUCUGUGUGUGUGUGCGCCAAGUCAACACCGAGGAUGUUAUUUUUCCAGGAAGAAAGUUGGAAAAGGACUACCAGGCUCCCGGAGUAAAAGAAGAAAUGACGUUAUGACGUGAAUAUGGCUGACAAAGGCCCUUUUUUAACAUCGUGUAUCAUCUUCUACUUAUCCAUCGGGGCGGCAAUAUUCCAAAUACUCGAGGAGCCCAACUGGGAAUUAGCCCGGAGCAAAUAUCUCCUUCAAAAAGAACACGUUCUGAAGAAGUACCCAUGUUUAACAAAAGAAGAUCUAGACGAGAUUUUGCAGGUAGUGUCUGAGGCUGCGGGCCAAGGCGUGUCCAUCACAGGGGACAAACAUCACCACAUGUGGGAUUGGGGCAACUCUGUCAUCUUUGCUGCAACUAUUGUCACAACAAUAGGCUACGGUAAUGUCGCUCCAAAGACGAAAGGAGGUCGCGUGUUCUGCAUCCUGUACGGUCUUUGUGGGAUCCCACUGUGUCUGGUAUGGAUAAGCACGCUGGGUUCAUUCUUCGGAGACCGGGCCAAACGCCUCUCCCAGGUUCUGAUUCGUAGAGACGUCCCAGUGAAACGUGUUCAGCUUAUCUGCACAGCUCUGUUCCUCCUAUGGGGGCUCUUUGUGCACCUGGUGAUUCCUCCAUUGGUUUUCAUGUCCAUGGAAGGAUGGAGCUACUUGGAAGGCCUCUACUUUUCAUUCAUAACCCUCACAACUGUUGGAUUCGGAGAUUAUGUAGCGGGUGUGAAUCCGAAAAUAGAAUACCCAAGGCUGUACAGAGUACUUGCCGAGAUAUGGAUCUACAUGGGCCUGGCGUGGCUGUCUCUGUUCUUCAGCUGGAAUGUCAACAUGGUCGUGGAGGCUCACAAGGUGUUCAAGAAAAGACGAAUCAAACGUAAACACAGCGAGACGGAGACGGAAACGGCCAGACCCGCCGUUGUGGACAUAUUUAAGUUCUUAUCGGAAAAAGAGGAAGACUACAGCACCGUCAUUAAGGAGAUCGGAAUGACAGCGAAGAAAGUCAAAGCGGUCGACGUGUUCAAUCGCUCCAAGAGCUGCAGCGACAUCUUGACACACAACAUCGAGAUGCUGGAUCAUUCGCCACGCCACAGAGGCCUGUUGAGCAUCAGUGAAGUGUUUAUGACCUCGACGGACGACAAAGACGAUCGAGGCCAGUUUCUUCCACGAGAGAACUCGACGACAACAGAAGCAACAGAUCGCCCGAGAAGCGACGCCGAUACGCACGAUGAAGGCAGCAGCACAAGUGAUUCGGUAUACGAUGGCGUUGAAUUUACCGUACCAGCCUCAGGAAGUACAGAGGAAAGACGUUCAACGCUCAACGAGAGCGGGAAUCGGUUUACAAUUUUUAAAGUGCAAGAGGAAGAUUUAUGUCAAGAUGAAAAAGGGUAGUUUGCGUGUGUUUACAUUACUCACAAAAUGUUAGCGAUAUUCGAUUUUUGGCUAAAGUCUUAUGAUGUUCCUGAAAUUUUGGCUGGGAAUCAAACCGGUGGCUUUUGCACAAAAGGCAGAUGCAUGUGUCACUACACUACAAAGUCAUACAUAUUGAUGGAUACAUUUUUCAAUAAAAACAACACAUCACAUAUUUACUCAUUGUCGUCUUUUAAC
This is a messenger RNA of Doryrhamphus excisus (bluestripe pipefish), 1667 nucleotides long. RefSeq names its product potassium channel subfamily K member 5. NCBI's taxonomy places the organism in Eukaryota, Metazoa, Chordata, Actinopteri, Syngnathiformes, Syngnathidae. Gene Ontology annotation, molecular function: outward rectifier potassium channel activity; potassium ion leak channel activity. Gene Ontology annotation, cellular component: plasma membrane. Gene Ontology annotation, biological process: stabilization of membrane potential; potassium ion transmembrane transport. The record is from RefSeq and is a predicted model, not a curated record.